AUUCGAUACUUUCACUAUUGGCUUGCAACACUAUAGACAUUUUACUUUUUCAUUCAUCGAGUUCGAGUUUACAAUUUCAUAGUAAUUCCUGCUCAAAGUGAAUCCUUGAUGUGUACCUAUUAUACUUUUAUCGUAAUAUGUUCUUGAUUUUAUUCGGCAAUAGUCGCGUAAAUUUCAAUUGUGUCGAUGAAUUAAGUACUUGUAAAAUAAAUGAAAUACCUUCCGGAUUCGGAUAAUACAUUUUAAUUAUUGGCUUAAAAUAUCAUAACUUGUUGAAUAUAACAUUGACUUUUCACUUUUUUAUUGUAAUAAAAAUAAAUAAAAAAUACUCAUCAAGUGCUUUAAAUUAAAUUUUAAAACAAAUUUUGUGAAAGGACGCGUUAGGAAGUAGGGCAAAUAAAGGUGUAAAUAAAAUAGUGCCGGUCCGCGGUCGUAUAGUAAGUUCUAGAUGUCAACGCAUACGUAAAAUAUUGUUGAUAAUGAGUGUUUUUGUCUGAAUUGCUUAGACGAUGGAAAGGUUGUCUCAUGAUUUAAAUCUGGCUUUGGAAGAGAGUAAUUGUGGAAGACAGGAGCGACGGAAAAUCGGACUGCGUCGACGUACCAGGUCCGCGGGGAAUUUGCCUGCUGCAAUAGCAGUAAGCCUUGUUGAAGAUGGCAGUUCAAGCAGCCCACCUCAGGCACCUCUUAUUACACAACCGCUGUCAGAUUCCGAUGACCCGCAUCUUAACAUACACAAAUCAACGAACCUCAAGUCCCGACACUAUUGCCAGAUCGGUAACUUUGAAUCCGACUCGUUCAAUGAAAAUUUUUCACCCACUCGGCCAGCUAAUGCUAGGAGGAAACGAAAGUAUAAAAAGAUGCCUGUGGAGUAUACUGAUGGUAAACAUACACCACCGGUAGAGAUAUUGUGUAUUGCUACCGAGCCCAAUGUCUUGCCAGUGACGGUCACAAAUCCGUCUCACAGUGUCUCGCCGCUACUACACAGCGGUAAACAAAAGCAAGAAAGAAACGCAUUUUGUGGAAAACGCAAGUGGUCACAUCGAGACAAAGGCGAUGGAUGCGAGAUGAGAGAAAGAUCGUUCAGUGGCGGAUGUUCAUCUAAAUCUGCCUUCUUUAAAAACGAUAUAAAAUCAAGAAAAUACGACACAGCCAAAAAGCGAAAGGAUACCGUGUUACAGCCGGGAAAAAUAGUGCUUAAAUCUCAUAAUACGGAAGAAGUAAAACUUACAGAUACUCCGUCGUUGCUUGGAAGCUGUAGCUUUAACUUCGUCUAUAAGAAUUUAUCCAAAAACGGCACACCGACACUCUCUAAACUCACGGGGUAUAGAAUAGCGACAGAUUUGCCGCCGUUUUUCUGCGCGACCACAAGUUCAGGCAAGAUAGAUGGGAAGUACCACAGAAAGUAUAAGAUGCUGAAUAAAUCUCACCCGCCUAAUCUAUUAAGGAAUCCAUUACAUUUCGACGAUUCAAACAGUGGAAUGGACUGUACGGGCAACGAGAGUAGCUCUUUGAGCAGCAGCGACUCUGACGGAGUUAUUACCAACGACAGCGACAGAGAAGGUGACGAUGAGCUCACGGACUGGCCUGGCAUCGAGGAGCUCAAAGUCUUCAAUAAAAGCCUCACCUUCAAAUCAUCGAAAUCCGUUAACAACAAUUGUACUAAAUCGGUAAGUAAUAUGCCGCCACCGAAGAGGUUGAAGAAAGAAAAAUUUCUAGUUAAAGGUGGCUGGGCUAGUUGUAAGAAUAGGUACAAGAAGAAAAGAGCUAAAGUCGAUUCGGGAAACGACGACGAUGCCAUGAUGUCGGACUCGAAAACGGUCGUCGAUGUUGAAGACGAGGCCUUAAAAGAGAAGGAGAUACUGCCACACUCGUCAUAUUCGACCUUCAGUGACGUCAUGAACGCAGGCGUUUCAGGAAAGAACGCCGAUGAGACGUUUUUUCAUUCCUUUCAAGAAUUUCAAGAGAAAUCUGAAAAAAAGGAGGAAUUUAAUCAGACGCCGCGCACUAAUUUCUCUUUGCAGAAAACAUCGUCGAGCGAUUUGAAUAUAAGCGAGAAAUCUCCCCAGAGCGAUCACUAUUGCAGUGAAAAUUCAAUGGGUAACGCGGGGGUCUCCGAGGUUAGGGAGAUAAGAGCAGGAUGUAGACGGAUACGUGAUGAAAGACCAGGUUUUCUCAUAUUAAGUGCAGCGAACGAACAGUUGUCUAAGUUUUUACAAGAUUCGUGCCAAACUGAGCUGAAAUUACCGAGUUUUCAAGAUCCCGUUGAGAAAGAAAAAUUAGAGUCUUUGGCUAAGUUAUACUCUUUGGAGCUACAAGUCGAAAUGGGACGACCUAUUUUGAGGAAAACUAGCAAUACGACUCAAGCAAUCAGGGUAGAGAAUCUCUCCUCCUACCGCAAUCUACCUUCAGACCACAAGCGUAGAUGCUAUGGAGACGAGGCGGACAGCAGUCUAAGCCUCAGUGACCCAAACUCGGUUAACUCAACAAAUGAUCUAGAUGAUUCCAUCCCGGAUGUCAAAUUGUCAGAUCUACCCCCAGAAAUAGCAGAUUCGUUUAAGUACGCCCAAAUCGAUAAAUCAUUGUUGCAUCCAGGGGAAUUAGAUUGAAAUUUAUAAGACCUAUUGUAUAUUAAAAAUGUUUAUUAUUUAGUGUUUAAACUAUACUUAGGGGCUAGCCUUCAGCUAAGCGUAGGCAACCUAGCUAGUAGCUGUAGAAUUUAAACAACUUGUCAAAGACAAAAUCCACAAUAAUCGUUACGUCAUUAACAAAACAAGUUAUUUUCAAUUAGCUGAGCGCACUACGUGUUUUUAAAAAACAACUAAAUCCUUAAUAUUAAAAAAGGUGGCAGUCACGAACCUGUAACAUCGAAGUUGAUUGUUAUUGAAAUAAUUUUUUUUUUUUAAUUAUCUUGAAGAAAAUUAAUAAAGAAAUCUGGAGUUAACUCGAUAAAAAAUACAUUUUUUUAUUAUUAUAUUAAUAUAUGUAUAACAACGAAUUACAUAAUAUACGCAUGCACACAUAAGGGAGUAGCGAACUUCGGCGAGCAUGAUGGCGUAUAGAGCCACAUGCCUUUCCGACUUACGAGUCGAUGUUGCUCCCAAACAGGCUUCACAACCUAUACCAGUCAGUUAUCGUACCAGGGCCCUAAAAAUUAUCGUACAUCAUCGUACAGCAGGAUAAUGAUUAUAAAAUACAAUAAUAUUAUACAAAAUCACAACCAUAUAUUUGAAAUAACUUGUGAUUACAGUUGAAAUCAGCAGUAUACUAAAAAAAAAGGUCGUCGUACAUUUUUUUUCGUUUUGAUCCCGCGAAAUAUUUUAAAGACAGUAACUACCAACAAUUAGUAUCAAACCAAGAUAUGAAGCGGCUGCCAUUGUUCCUAAGAAAGAAAUGAGCCAAUACAAAUGAAACAAUAAGUAAAAACAAUUAUAAUUGUUAUUGGUUAGUGUAAUUAUCAAAUUUUACAUCAUAAUGGAAAUUAUCGUACCUUUGUGAACCCUGCUUCCAAAGCCAACAUCAAAAUAAUUAAUUUUCAGUAAGCCUGAAGUACAUAUGUACUCCCAUAUAUAUAUAUACAUUAUACAAAAUAUAUUUGUAUAUUCAUAUUUGAGAUAAUUGAAAGUCAUCCUAUAUAUAUGUUAUAGGUAACCUGCCAAAUCUAUAGAACGUUUUAUAAUGUUAUCUAUAGUCAGUCUGUUAUUUAAUUUUGAAUGGUUUUAUCAAUAGAUUUGCAAUUAUACAGAUUAAAAAACAUAUUAACACUAAGGACGCCUUUAGACGUCAUACAAAUACUUAGCUAUUGUCUAGUGUCCUUAAAAGUGGCAAGAUAAUUAUUAAUAACAAAAUACUUUAGUAAUUUAGAAAGUAAGGGUUUAAACCCUGUUGUCACCAUUUUGUACGAUUUUCUAUUGAAUAUUAAGAUAUGCCUUAGAUGUGAUGUUAUAUAGAGGGUCCCAGCAAACACGACCAAUGUACGCAAGUUUAGUAAACUGUGAGGUUACAUUUAGAAUCUGAUACGUAGUUGAUGAUGAAUGUUAGUACUUAUUGCGAUAUUUAAUAAAAUAUCGAUUUUUUUUUUGAUUUCGCUUAGUUAAUUGUAUUUAUAUUUUAUUAUUUAAUAAUUAUGAAAACAAUUUAUAAGAUCAAAUAAACUUAAAUUUCACGAAUCUAUCUAUCUUAUUAGUAUAAGAGAUAACGAGAUGUAGAAGCGCAUAGUACAUCUCACUUGCACCUUUUGUAUUUACACAGCGUAAGCAUUGUCACUUUGUAUUGAUAAUUGAUAUGACUUGCAAAAUGUCUUAAAAUAGCUUCAGUAUCGUUUAUAGUGUUACGAAUAUGUCAAAUAAUUAAAAAUACUAAAUUGCUUAUGGUCUCAUCUACAUAUCUUUGAAUAUUAAAAAGACAUAUAGCAACAAUAAAAUAUACAUUUCUAAGCCUGCUAAUUCAUAGUAGGUUGAAUUUAUAAUAUGCUAUCAAUAAUUUAAUUGAUAAAACAUAUAUAAAAGCGGGUGUCAUACUUUAAUUUAGAUGAGCAAGGUUUUUAGAUAUAUUUAGUAAAAGGGCCCCGCCUUUUAUUUAGUAUGUGCACAUGCGUUCUCAUCUACGUGAUUGACUAUCUCUAUCCUCUAUCCUAUCUAUAUAUGGCAUAGUCUAUAUAGUGUCUGGGAUCUUAGACGAUAAUAUUAUAUUGUGAUAAAAUAAAGAUGACAAUUGUUUUCGAAUAUAAUUGAAAUAAAUUAACCAUAGUUUUCUAUAAAUAUUCAAAACUAUAACAUU
Nymphalis io (European peacock) is the source of this 4776-nucleotide messenger RNA. RefSeq lists its product as uncharacterized. The transcript has 5 exons. The record is from RefSeq and is a predicted model, not a curated record. NCBI's taxonomy places the organism in Eukaryota, Metazoa, Arthropoda, Insecta, Lepidoptera, Nymphalidae. Bases 510 to 2606 code for a protein of 698 amino acids.